Molecule: messenger RNA, 336 nt
Organism: Henningerozyma blattae CBS 6284
Lineage: Eukaryota; Fungi; Ascomycota; Saccharomycetes; Saccharomycetales; Saccharomycetaceae
Gene: RPC11
Product: DNA-directed RNA polymerase III core subunit RPC11
Exons: 1
Coding region: 1-336 (111 amino acids)
Biological process (GO): termination of RNA polymerase III transcription; DNA-templated transcription
Cellular component (GO): RNA polymerase III complex
Molecular function (GO): nucleic acid binding; DNA-directed RNA polymerase activity; zinc ion binding
Source: RefSeq, a predicted model, not a curated record
AUGAUAUCGUUUUGUCCAUUAUGUAAUAACAUGUUAUUGAUUGCUACAUCACAGACGGAGAAUGUUUAUACAUUAACAUGCAAAUCAUGUCCCUACGAGUUCCCCAUCCAAGGAAUUGAGAUCUUUGAUCGCAAGAAGCUGCCAAGAAAAGAGGUUGAUGAUGUGUUAGGUGGAGGAUGGGAUAAUGUUGAUCAAACAAAAGUGCAAUGUCCGAACUAUGAUAAUUGUGGGGGUGAGAGUGCAUAUUUCUUUCAAUUACAAAUCAGAUCUGCUGAUGAACCGAUGACUACAUUUUACAAGUGUGUGAAUUGUGGUAAUAGAUGGAAAGAAAAUUGA